Messenger RNA from Pediculus humanus corporis (human body louse), 5658 nucleotides. RefSeq lists its product as uncharacterized. The transcript is spliced from 10 exons. NCBI's taxonomy places the organism in Eukaryota, Metazoa, Arthropoda, Insecta, Psocodea, Pediculidae. Gene Ontology annotation, biological process: transcription by RNA polymerase II. The coding region runs from base 1 to 5658 and encodes 1885 amino acids. Gene Ontology annotation, cellular component: RNA polymerase II, core complex. The record is from RefSeq and is a predicted model, not a curated record. Gene Ontology annotation, molecular function: DNA binding.
AUGGCGACGUCCGAUUCCAAAGCCCCUCUUCGUUCUGUGAAGAGGGUUCAAUUUGGAAUACUUUCUCCAGAUGAAAUACGUCGCAUGUCAGUUACUGAUGGAGGGAUCAAAUAUCCUGAAACAUAUGAAGGUGGUCGCCCAAAAAUUGGGGGUCUUAUGGAUCCCCGUCAAGGAGUCGUUGACAGAAUGUCUCGAUGUCAGACUUGUGCGGGAAACAUGACAGAGUGUCCAGGUCAUUUUGGGCACAUAGAUUUAGCAAAACCAGUCUUUCAUGUUGGUUUUUUAACAAAAACUAUUAAAAUACUACGUUGUGUUUGUUUUUUUUGCUCAAAACUAUUAGUUAGUCCGAAUAAUGCAAAAAUUAAAGAAAUUGUGACGAAAUCUAGAGGUCAACCUAGAAAAAGAUUAACUUUUGUAUAUGAUCUUUGUAAAGGAAAAAAUAUAUGUGAAGGUGGUGAUGAAAUGGACAUUACCAAAGAUAAUGCUGAUAAUCCUGAUAACAGCAAAGAUAAAAAAGGUGGUCAUGGGGGUUGUGGAAGAUAUCAGCCUAACAUUAGAAGAACUGGAUUAGAUCUCACUGCUGAAUGGAAACACACAAAUGAAGAUAAUCAAGAAAAAAAAAUUGCAUUAAGUGCUGAAAGAGUAUGGGAAAUAUUAAAACACAUAACAGAUGAAGAGUGUUUGAUUUUGGGUAUGGACCCUAAAUUUGCUAGGCCGGAUUGGAUGCUAGUAACUGUUCUGCCAGUUCCUCCACUGAGUGUCAGACCUGCUGUUGUUAUGUAUGGUUCGGCUAGAAAUCAAGACGAUUUAACACAUAAGUUAGCAGAUAUUAUCAAAGCAAAUAAUGAAUUAAUUCGUAAUGAACAAGCCGGUGCUGCCGCACAUAUAAUAUCUGAAAAUAUAAAAAUGUUGCAAUUUCAUGUUGCCACACUUGUGGACAAUGACAUGCCAGGAAUGCCAAGAGCAAUGCAAAAGUCAGGCAAACCUCUUAAAGCAUUAAAAGCCAGAUUAAAGGGUAAAGAAGGAAGAAUUCGUGGCAAUUUAAUGGGAAAGCGUGUUGACUUUUCAGCUCGAACAGUAAUUACACCUGAUCCAAAUUUGAGAAUUGAUCAGGUAGGAGUACCAAGAUCGAUUGCUCAAAACCUUACAUUUCCAGAAAUUAUAACUCCUUUUAAUAUUGAUAAAAUGCAAGAACUGGUCAGAAGAGGAAAUUCACAAUAUCCCGGAGCAAAAUAUAUUAUAAGGGAUAAUGGAGAAAGAAUUGAUUUGAGAUUUCAUCCAAGACCUAGUGAUUUGCAUCUUCAAUGUGGAUAUAAAGUUGAAAGGCAUAUUCGAGAUGGAGAUUUAGUAAUUUUUAAUCGUCAACCCACACUUCACAAAAUGAGUAUGAUGGGUCACAGAGUUAAAGUUUUACCUUGGUCAACAUUUCGUAUGAAUUUAAGUUGUACUUCUCCUUAUAAUGCUGAUUUCGAUGGUGAUGAAAUGAAUCUUCACGUUCCUCAAUCCAUGGAAACAAGAGCAGAAGUGGAAAAUCUUCAUGUCACGCCCAGGCAAAUUAUAACUCCUCAAGCAAAUAAACCGGUUAUGGGUAUAGUGCAAGAUACACUUACUGCAGUCAGAAAGAUGACAAAAAGAGAUGUUUUUUUGGAAAAAGAGCAAAUGAUGAAUAUUUUGAUGUUCUUGCCCAUUUGGGAUGGGAAAAUGCCCCAACCUGCUAUACUUAAACCGAAACCAUUGUGGACCGGAAAGCAAGUAUUUUCAUUGAUAAUUCCGGGUAAUGUAAAUAUGAUACGAACGCAUUCCACUCAUCCUGAUGAAGAAGAUGAUGGUCCGUACAAUUGUUGUGGAGCACGGAGAACUUAUUAUGGGAAUUUUGUGCAAAAGACUUUGGGAACAUCCGCCGGCUCUUUACUUCACAUAUGUAUGCUGGAAUUAGGACAUGAAGUUUGUGGCCAGUUUUACGGAAAUAUCCAAACAGUUAUUAAUAAUUGGCUUCUAUUGGAAGGACACUCAAUCGGUAUUGGUGAUACAAUCGCUGAUCCUCAAACGUACUUGGAAAUCCAGAAAGCUAUAAAAAAAGCUAAAGAAGACGUCAUAGAAGUAAUUCAAAAAGCUCACAAUAUGGAACUGGAACCUACUCCUGGUAAUACUUUACGGCAAACUUUUGAAAAUCAAGUGAACAGAAUUUUGAACGAUGCUCGAGACAAAACUGGAGGUUCUGCCAAAAAAUCUUUAACUGAGUACAACAAUUUAAAAGCCAUGGUGGUGUCAGGAUCCAAAGGAUCAAAUAUUAACAUUUCGCAGGUUAUUGCUUGUGUUGGUCAGCAAAACGUAGAAGGGAAACGAAUACCGUUCGGUUUCAGGAAGAGAACUCUACCACAUUUUAUAAAAGAUGAUUAUGGUCCCGAAUCUAGAGGUUUUGUAGAAAAUUCGUAUUUGGCUGGAUUGACUCCUUCAGAGUUUUUUUUUCACGCCAUGGGAGGUCGUGAAGGUUUAAUCGAUACAGCUGUAAAAACUGCUGAAACUGGAUAUAUUCAGCGUAGGUUAAUAAAAGCUAUGGAAUCUGUUAUGGUUCAUUAUGAUGGAACUGUUCGUAAUUCUGUCGGUCAGCUGAUUCAGUUACGAUAUGGAGAAGACGGUUUAUGUGGUGAAACUGUAGAAUUUCAGACAUUACCUACAAUUAAAUUGUCUAAUAAAGCGUUUGAAAAACGUUUCCGCUUUGAUGCGACGAACGAAAGAUAUUUAAGAAGAAUAUUUAAUGAAAAUAUACUUAAAGAGUUAAUGGGUUCGGGAGAAGUGAUAUCAUACCUUGAAAAAGAAUGGGAUCAGUUGCAGAAAGAUCGUGAAGCUCUUAGGCAAAUAUUUCCGAGUGGUGAAAAUAAAGUAGUAUUGCCCUGUAACUUGCAAAGAAUGAUUUGGAAUGUACAAAAGAUUUUCCAUAUUAAUAAGCGAGCUCCAACUGACUUAAGUCCUCUCAGAGUAAUUGAAGGUGUUCGAGAUUUGCUACAAAAGUGCGUUAUAGUUGCCGGAGAAGAUCAUUUAAGUAAGCAAGCCAAUGAAAAUGCCACUCUUUUAUUUCAAUGCCUAGUUCGGUCUACUUUGUGUACUAAAUGUGUAUCUGAAGAUAUGAGAUUAUCUACCGAAGCCUUUGAAUGGUUAAUUGGAGAAAUCGAAACUAGAUUCCAGCAGGCACAAUGCGCUCCGGGAGAAAUGGUAGGAGCUUUAGCUGCUCAAUCACUUGGUGAACCAGCCACACAAAUGACUUUAAAUACUUUCCACUUUGCUGGGGUUUCUUCGAAAAACGUAACCCUUGGUGUACCUAGGUUAAAAGAAAUAAUUAACAUCAGUAAAAAGCCUAAAGCUCCCUCUUUGACUGUUUUCCUUACUGGUGCAGCCGCUAGAGAUGCUGAAAAAGCAAAAAACGUUUUGUGCCGUUUAGAACACACUACAUUACGAAAAGUAACUGCAAACACGGCAAUAUACUACGAUCCCGAUCCACAAAACACUGUCAUUGAAGAGGAUCAAGAAUUUGUUACAGUUUAUUACGAGAUGCCUGAUUUUGAUCCCACAAGAAUAUCGCCCUGGCUUCUAAGAAUAGAACUUGAUAGAAAAAGAAUGACUGAUAAAAAAUUAACAAUGGAACAAAUUGCGGAAAAAAUAAAUGCUGGUUUUGGAGAUGAUUUAAAUUGUAUUUUCAAUGAUGAUAAUGCUGAAAAAUUAGUGCUUAGAUUAAGAAUCAUGAAUAACGACGAGAAGGUCACAGAUGAAGAAGAAAAUCAAGAUAAAAUGGAAGAUGAUAUGUUUUUAAGGUGCAUAGAAGCCAAUAUGUUAUCUGAUAUGACUUUGCAGGGAAUCGAAGCAAUUGGCAAAGUUUAUAUGCACUUGCCUCAAAAUGAUUCAAAAAAAAGAAUUGUAAUAACCGAAACAGGUGAAUUCAAGGCAAUCGCGGAAUGGUUGCUUGAAACUGAUGGAACAAGUUUAAUGAAAGUCCUUAGCGAAAGAGACGUGGAUCCGGUUAGAACAUAUUCUAAUGAUAUUUGUGAAAUAUUCUCCGUAUUGGGUAUAGAAGCAGUACGAAAAUCUGUGGAAAAAGAAAUGAAUCAAGUUCUUCAGUUUUACGGGCUCUACGUAAAUUAUCGUCAUCUUGCACUUUUAUGUGACGUCAUGACAGCAAAGGGUCACUUGAUGGCAAUUACUCGUCAUGGAAUUAAUCGACAAGAUACAGGAGCAUUGAUGAGGUGUUCCUUUGAAGAAACUGUUGAUGUUCUUAUGGAUGCAGCUUCCCACGCUGAAUUAGAUCCUAUGAGAGGAGUUUCGGAAAAUAUUAUCAUGGGACAACUACCUCGAAUGGGAACUGACAAAUGUAAAGCGGGUAUUGAAAUUCCCAUGUCUAUUGGUCACGGUAUGAUGUCAAGCGUAGGAAUGAUGUUUGGAAAUGCUGUUACACCGUCUAUGAGUCCUCAAAUGACACCUUGGAAUCAAGGAGAAACCCCUGCAUAUGUAAGUGCUUGGUCCCCACAUGCAGGUAGUGGAAUGACGCCGGGAGGACCUAGUUUUUCGCCGUCUGGUUCCAGUGAUGCCAGCGGGCUUUCGCCUGGCUACAGUCCGUGGUCUCCUCAACCAGGAAGUCCAAGUUCACCUGGUCCAUCUAAUAGUCCAUACGUACCUAGUCCUGGCGGGGGCAUGUCUCCAAGCUACUCUCCAUCCAGCCCCGCUUUUGCACCAACUUCUCCUAGUAUGACUCCGACCAGUUCAAAUUACUCUCCUACAUCUCCAUCAUAUUCUCCUUCGUCACCUAAUUAUUCGCCUAAUUCACCGAGUUAUUCCCCUACAUCUCCAAGUUAUUCUCCCACGUCUCCUAGCUACUCUCCCACAUCUCCCAGUUAUUCUCCAACAUCUCCAAGUUACUCUCCUACUUCACCUUCUUAUUCGCCUACAUCUCCCAGUUAUUCUCCUACUUCACCUUCUUAUUCGCCUACUUCUCCCAGUUAUUCUCCCACUUCGCCUUCUUAUUCUCCAACAUCUCCGAGUUAUUCCCCUACGUCUCCAUCGUAUUCUCCAACAUCCCCGAGUUAUUCACCUACAUCUCCAUCUUAUUCUCGAACGUCUCCCAGUUAUUCUCCAACUUCGCCUAGUUACUCACCAAGCUCGCCUAACUACACUCCUGCAAGUCCAAGCUUUUCACCUACUUCACCUAGUUUAUAUAGCAGUCCUAGAUAUUCACCUGCCAGUCCCAGUUACUCUCCAGGAUCGCCGAAAUAUUCUCCAACCAGUCCAAGUUAUUCUCCUACUUCCCCGAGUUAUGCAAGUGUUUCGCCACAGUACACUCCUACUUCACCUCAAUAUUCCCCCACAUCGCCAACAUACUCUCCUACAAGUCCUAGUUAUUCACCAUCUUCUCCGAGUCACACUCCGGGUGCUUCCACCAGAUAUUCGCCCACUUCACCUAAAUAUUCCCCUACUUCCCUUUCUUAUUCUCCAGCAAGUCCCCAAUAUUCUCCUUCAAGUUCUAAGUACUCUCCCACAUCACCUACUUACACUCCAACUUCUCCAGAUUAUUCAGCCAGUUCUCCAACAUACUCUCCCACAGGCCCUCCGAGUUAUUCACCUACUUCACCCACGUAUUCUCCGACAUCACCUGAAUAUGAUGAUCGCUAA